Osmerus eperlanus (European smelt) is the source of this 1706-nucleotide messenger RNA. It is a transcript of the gene ergic2, whose product is annotated as ERGIC and golgi 2. The coding region runs from base 198 to 1349 and encodes 383 amino acids. The transcript has 14 exons. Lineage: Eukaryota; Metazoa; Chordata; Actinopteri; Osmeriformes; Osmeridae. Gene Ontology annotation, biological process: retrograde vesicle-mediated transport, Golgi to endoplasmic reticulum; endoplasmic reticulum to Golgi vesicle-mediated transport. The record is from RefSeq and is a predicted model, not a curated record. Gene Ontology annotation, cellular component: endoplasmic reticulum; COPII-coated ER to Golgi transport vesicle; membrane.
CUUUUUGAAGGGUUAAAGUUCACUUAAAUGUGGAAAGACUUGAAAAACAAAACCCAAAAUGUAUAUAUCAGACAAGUUCCCUAUGUGAAAGCAUGAUACGAUGGACUGAUCUAAAACAACGCAUUUUCCACAAGGCAGGUUUUAAGACCAAGUGUUGUACUGGUAAUGAGGGAUUCUGAGCAAUCCAGUUCACGAAGAUGAGGAGGUUGUCCCGAAAGAAGGCUUUCAGCCUGGUGAGAGAGUUGGACGCUUUUCCUAAAGUUCCCGAAAGUUACGUGGAGACCACAGCAACUGGCGGAACAGUGUCUUUGGUGGCCUUCAGUUUCAUGGCCCUGCUUGCGUUCCUGGAGUUCUUUGUGUAUCGAGACACAUGGAUGAAGUAUGAGUAUGAAGUUGACAAAGACUUCUCCAGUAAAUUAAGAAUAAAUGUUGACAUCACCGUUGCCAUGAGGUGCCAGUUCGUGGGGGCGGACGUCCUGGACUUAGCAGAGACCAUGGUGGCAUCCGAUGGGCUGAAGUACGAUCCAGUCAUGUUUGAGCUCUCACCCCAGCAAAGACUGUGGCACAUGACUCUGCUGCACAUCCAGGAUCGUCUCAGGGAGGAACACUCUCUGCAGGAUGUUCUCUUCAAGACUGCCAUGAAAGGAGCCCCCACAGCCCUUCCCCCCAGGGAGGACAGCCCGCCCCAGCCCCUGCACGCCUGCAGGAUACACGGACACCUCUAUGUUAACAAGGUGGCAGGGAACUUCCACAUCACCGUAGGAAAGGCCAUCCCUCAUCCCAGAGGCCACGCCCAUUUAGCUGCUCUGGUCAGCCACGACUCGUUUAACUUCUCCCACCGCAUCGAUCACCUGUCGUUUGGGGAGGAGAUCCCAGGCAUCCUGAACCCUCUGGAUGGGACAGAGAAGGUCUGCACCAGCCACAACCAGAUGUUCCAAUACUUCAUCACCAUAGUGCCCACCAAGCUCAACACCUACCAGAUCUCUGCCGAGACACACCAGUACUCUGUCACUGAGCGGGACCGUGUGAUUGACCAUGCGGCAGGAAGCCACGGUGUCUCUGGGAUCUUCAUGAAGUAUGACAUCAGCUCUCUCAUGGUGACGGUUACUGAGCAACACAUGCCCCUGUGGAAGUUCCUGGUCCGGCUCUGUGGCAUCGUUGGGGGCAUCUUCUCCACGACAGGCAUGCUCCAUGGCAUUGGGAGGUUCUUAGUGGAUGUGGUCUGCUGUCGCUUCCAGCUGGGCGCCUACAAACCACAGGAGGAGAGGUUACUGGAUGAUCAUUUGCACCCGCAGGAGGACCAGGUGAACGCCCAGGAUCCCACCCCCACAGGAAAUCAUACCCACUGACGCAAACCUUUUAAUGGAUGGCCGAGAUUUAUCCUUGUAGCCCAUUGGCUAGUUUGUUUUCUUAUAGGAAGUGUUUUUAACACAGACUCUAGUAAGCACAUUCACAUCAGCACAUAGUGUCAUUUACCAAUCAGAUGAGUAGACUGGACUGUUUUACCCGGUAAAAAGCUGACACCCUCAGCUGAUCUCAGGGUAAUGCAACACAUUUCUACACCAGGACCUGGUAGUGUUGGGUAGGGUACUUGUGUGAGGGGUGCGGGCCUUAGGUCUGUCUGCGUACAUUUUGAGUCAUGAAAUAAAAAAGAGGCAAAAAAGUAAUUACUACUUGCAAUAAUAAAACGGCACUAGUACACAUUU